AUGAGAGUCAACGUCCCGGUAAUUUUGUGCGCCUUCAUGGGCUUGUCUACAGCCAAUCCCCUCGACUGGCUCGGCCUUGCCUCCUGGGAAGUUGAAGGCUUCGCCAAAGACAACCCAAUUGGCAAGACUACAGGAGGCAAAGGAGGCCCAACUGUAACAGUCUCAAGUGUUGCCGAGCUCCAGACCGCGGUGACUGGCAGUGAUCCCAAGAUCGUGGUCCUGAAGGGCGAAUUCGUUUUGCCUGCACGCCUCAAUAUCGGAUCAAACAAGAGCUUGGUUGGCUACAAGAACACAGCACACAUUACCGGCAAGGGACUCAAUGUCUACAACGCAACCAACGUUAUCUUGCAGAAUCUAAAGAUCAGUCACAUCCUGGACAAUGACUGCAUUACGAUCCGUAACUCUACUAGGGACGGUCAGGUUGAUAUCAUCCGAGCCUCGGACUGGAUCACCGUUUCCUGGAACUAUUUCCACGAUCACUGGAAGUCAUCCCUUGUUGGGAACGAUGCCACAUUCCGCGAUCUCGACUUUGGCCAUCUUCACGUCACAUACCACCACAAUUACUUGAAAAACGAAGGCACUCGUGGGCCUGCCGGGCGCUUCGGGCACCAACAUAUCUACAGCAACCUUUACGAAGACUUCCUCUACCAGGCCAUCCACUCUCGCUCCGACAACCAGGUUCUGGUCGAGGGCAAUGUCUUCCGUGGAAACACUCGUGAGGCGCUCAGCACUUACGGCCUCGUCAUCCCCAAUGAUUCGCCAAACACUUGUGUCUGUGGUGACGAGGAAUUGGAUGGCUUUGCUAAUCUUGGUGCACCCAAUGACUGGGGAAAAGCUGGUGUCAACAUCACCCAAAAGGGUACCUUCUACAAGGCGCCCUACCAAUUUAAGCUUACUCCUUUGCCUUUGGUAGCACCCAUAGUCAAACUUGGGGCAGGGAUUGGCAGGAUUUGA
This is a messenger RNA of Colletotrichum fioriniae, 954 nucleotides long. The record is from RefSeq and is a predicted model, not a curated record. NCBI's taxonomy places the organism in Eukaryota, Fungi, Ascomycota, Sordariomycetes, Glomerellales, Glomerellaceae.